UUCUCACUGCACUCAAAUCCAUGGUGAAUUUGGGUAUAACAUUUCUCUGGCGGUUUGGAAGGGGUGCACCGGUGCAUCCAUCUUCAGUGAGUCCGUUAUUUGCUUGUUAGGACUGGAUGUGGAACAGAAGUUGCACCCAUGUGAAGGAGUUCAUCCUGGUUGGAUUUCCUGGCUCUCCAUAUUUGCAGCUAACGAUGUUUCUCUUCCUCCUCUUUGCAUAUGUCCUGACAGUAAUGAGCAAUAUCUCCAUUAUCAUUCUGGUGACGACGCACCGUCAUCUCCACAGCCCUAUGUAUUAUUUUCUUUGUAAUUUUGCCUUCCUGGAGAUCUGCUUCACCACUGCCUGUGUCCCAAAGACAUUGGUUAAUUUGGGGUCACAGAGUCAAUCCAUUUCCUUCACAGGUUGCCUCCUUCAGAUGUACUUCGUCUUUUCUUUCGGUUGCACAGAAUAUUUCCUCCUCACUGUCAUGGCAUACGACCGCUACUUGGCCAUAUGCUACCCCCUAAGCUACACCACCAUCAUGAACAGCACUCUGUCCACAUGGCUGGCAGCGGUUUCUUGGAUAGGUGGUUUCCUGACCAUUUCAGUGCCCACAUUUUUGAUUUCCAGGUUGUCUUUCUGUGGCUCUAAUGUCAUCAACCACUUUUUCUGUGACAUCUCUCCCUGGAUUAUCCUUUCCUGUACAGAUACCUCCCUUGUGGAGAUGGUGUGCUUCAUCAUGUUUGCCGUUGUCAUCCUUGGCUCCUGUGUCAUUACCUUGGUCUCAUAUACUUAUAUCAUAUAUACUGUACUGAAGAUCCCAUCUGCACAAGGCCGCAGAAGAGCGUUCUCCACUUGUUCUUCCCACCUCAUGGUAAUAACUGUUUGGUAUGGAUCCACUAUCUUUCUCCACGUCAAGCCUUCCAUCAAAGCUUCCUUGGAACUGACCAAAAUAAUCACCAUUUUAAAUACUGUUAUAACUCCUCUGCUAAAUCCCUUCAUCUACACAUUCAGAAACAAGGAGGUGAAAGAAAUUUUGAAAAAGACUUUCAGUUGGAAAACAGAAAGCCACGCAUAAAGAUUUUGUCCUGGACUGUUUUUUGAAGCAUAGCAGAAAAGAGCAGCAGCUUCAGGGAUGUUUCAAGUUUCAAGAAAAGAUUUCUUCUAGAAUGUUCUCAGUCCUCAGCUAAGUUACACAUCUGUAUUCAUGACAUGACCUUCUUAAACUUUCAGAACAGAAAAAAGGUUUGCCAACAACACAGAUUUAAUAUAUCUUUGGAAGAAAAUCAAGAUGUCUUUUCAGUAACCGUGCUGUCAGACUGGAAAUGGGCCACCAUCGGAGGCACAAAUAGUGACAGAGGACUGUUUCUCCUUUUCCAAGUGGGUCAGCACUUCUGUUCCCUUUGCUUCAAUCUCAGGUUUGCAAAUUCAAGUGUCUUUUUAGGUUACAUAACUGCAACUUAGUCUUGCCUGCCCUUCUCUUGGAGAACACAGGGCAUUGAAAAAAAAAAAAAAAGAAAGAAAAGAAAAAAAACCACAGCAAUUGUAAAUUUCCCCCUUUUGAUCAUUCUCAGGUGUACAAACUAAUUAUUUUAUUUUUACAGAAAUCCCAUUUCCCUCUUCUUCCCGCCUGCAUUUCCAGAGAAGCAAUCGUCCCCUCACAAGUGUAGCACUUGUGAGGCUGUGCAGUGAAUAUCUUGUUUAGUUUGGGGCCCUUUGCUACAAAAAGGUUACUGACUUGCUUGAACAUGUGCAGAGAAGAGCAACAAGGCUGAUGAAGGGACUAGAAAAUAAGGCACAGACGUACAAGGGAACUGUGACUUUAAUCUGGAGGAAAGGAGGCUGAGGGAAGACUUCAUCACUCUCUAUAACAUCCAUUUGCAGGGACAACCUGUAAACUACAGAACGAUACCUGCUGUAAAGAGAAGUGAUGGUAAUUGGGGUGUAUGGGAAACUGUGGGACCUGAACAUGCUUCAAAUGGUACAGAAUAAGGUGUGGUUAUUGGCCAUGUUUCAGAUGGGAUGGAGUUGAUUUGAUUUGCUUCAGAGUGUCUGGAAUAAUGCCAUGGUUUGGCUUUAGGAGAAAAACAAUUUUGAUAACACAGCAUUGUUGUGCAGCUAUUGCAGAGCAGUGCAUUUCAUUUUCUUGUACUGCCCUGCCAGUGAGGGGGCUGAGAGGGCACACAAGGAGCUGCGAGGGGACAGUACCAGGAUAGCUGACUUAAACUGCCCAAAGGGAUAUUCUGUACCAUAUGAGAAACCUAUAUCAUGUGAUAAAACUAUAACAUGGAGGGAAAUUGGCCGAGGGGCAGCCACUGCUUGGUGAAAGGAUAGGCAUUUGUCAGUGCAUGGUGAGCAAUUGUGUUGUGUACCACUUAAUUUGUGUACGUAUGGAUGCAGA
This is a messenger RNA of Lagopus muta (rock ptarmigan), 2381 nucleotides long. Its product is annotated as olfactory receptor 6F1. Gene Ontology annotation, molecular function: G protein-coupled receptor activity; olfactory receptor activity. Gene Ontology annotation, cellular component: membrane. Gene Ontology annotation, biological process: G protein-coupled receptor signaling pathway. NCBI's taxonomy places the organism in Eukaryota, Metazoa, Chordata, Aves, Galliformes, Phasianidae. The transcript has a single exon. The record is from RefSeq and is a predicted model, not a curated record. The coding region runs from base 117 to 1058 and encodes 313 amino acids.